Eurytemora carolleeae is the source of this 1581-nucleotide messenger RNA. RefSeq lists its product as uncharacterized. Lineage: Eukaryota; Metazoa; Arthropoda; Copepoda; Calanoida; Temoridae. The coding region runs from base 291 to 947 and encodes 218 amino acids. The record is from RefSeq and is a predicted model, not a curated record. The transcript is spliced from 4 exons.
AUAUUUCAAGUUGGAAGAACUGACAAUAAAAAGCGUUGUGAACAAGUUUUCGUAUUUAAGUUUAACCUCUUUCUUGAUUGUCUCUGUCCUUUUUCAAAAAUUACAAUGCUUAAAUGAGGAAUCUUGUUUUCAAAAUACUUAUAAUUAAAUUUGAUUUUUCAUUUGAUUUAACGUUACAUAUUGCAUGUGGUGUGAUUGUUUAGUUAGUUUUGUUAGUUUUGGUUUCUAUAUUUUAAUGCACGUUUGUAGCUAGAUUGUCAUUUCCAAUAAUUACUAUAUUCAGAUAUAGCAUGCCAAGAAAUGUGCCGUUAAGUGUUUUAGACGAGGAGAAGAUAGAGAGUGGGGGUGGAUUAGCUAAAGCGACAGAACGGGAUCGAGAGAUAAUUUACAAACAGUUCAUAUCCUGGGUUUCAGAUCAAACUAAGGAGAACAGAGAUAUUUCUCUCUAUGAUGAUACAGAUUUAGAAAGAUUCGUUUGGACUUUCUUUUUCACAAUGCGUGUUACUCCUAAGGGGAAGUUUGUUAGAAAUGAGAAAGUAGGCCGGCCAAAAUUGAAUACCGCACUGAAGCAUUUUUCUCAACUGAAGAUGUGUCUGAAAAUGAAGCAUAAGAUUGAUUUGGAUGAUGCUUGCAAGUUCCCAAAUAUCAAGAAGAAGAUGAAAGCGUUUAGGGAGCAGUUGGCAGAGGAAGGACUAUCUCAUACCACUCACCAUUCAGAAAUACCGGCAGAUACAAUUGAUAAAAUAUACAAACUUAUUUAUCAUGUGGAUAUGGUGCUAAGUAAUAGGGAGAACAAGAAGGUUGUGGCUGAGCAUUUGGCUGAAAUCAAUCCAGUUUAUCACAACAAACUCCAUCAUCUAGCCCAGUGGGGUGCACAGGUGAAUGAAAAUUCUAUUUUUAAGAAUGUAAACAUCUGUUAUAAUUUAAUACAUAGAAUAAAAUUCUAAAUAUUUUUAGCUGAUUGUUACGUUCUUUGAUAUUCGUCGUGGUGUGGAGAACAUCGACAAGUUGAAGGUUGAACACUUUGUGAAAAAGGAUGAUGAAAAUAGACAAAUAUCCUACUGGAAAAAGGAAAUUCAUUAAUCCAUUUAAAUCCCAAUUGAUUAAAAAACUUUUGAAUUAAAAGAGAAAACAAACAAAUCUUCCCAUUUUUUUAAAUUAAAAAGAUGAAUUAUUAAAAUUUAGGUAACGUUUGAAAAAGAUAAAAAUCAUAAAGUUGGACAGGGAGAGGUGGAUAAUUCAGGGUUCAUUCCGUAUAUCCAGAUUAAUGAAUACUUUAAUCCUGGUGCUCUCUAUGAAAGAUAUCUCUCAUAUCUGCCUACUCCAGAGUCUGGAACAGCAUACCUGUUUAAUCAGCCAAAGGUUCUGUCUAAAACCUUUAACUUUAUGGAUCCAGAGUGUAAAGUUUUCUAUGAAGCUAAGAAGAAGGUUGGAAUUAAUACUGUAAGAAACAUGCUUCCGGAGUUAUGUACAGCAGUAGGAGCAGAACGACAAACGAACCAUCAAGGAAUUAAAUUCAUGUAGACCUAAACUUAUAAAUAACAAGAAAGUUAGUACUUUCAAUGCAAAAGAAAAACAGUU